CAGCGGCGGAGCAAGGAGGCCUCAGCAGAACCGCAGCCAUGGUCGCCAGAGUCGCUCUCCUCCUCGCCCUCGUCGCCGCCGCCAGCGGAAACCCCGCCGCGGGGAAGCCAUGGCACUGGAAGUCCCCGAAGCCCCUCGUCGACGCCCGCGGACCCGCACCCAAUGGUGGCAGCAGAAUCGUGGGCGGCACUGAGGCCGUUCCUCACUCGUGGCCUCACCAGGCGGCUCUCUUCAUUGACGACAUGUACUUCUGCGGCGGUUCCCUCAUCUCCAGCGAGUGGGUCCUCACGGCCGCUCACUGCAUGGACGGUGCCGGCUUCGUCGAGGUAGUGCUGGGCGCCCACAACAUUCGCGAGAACGAAGCCAGCCAGGUCUCCAUUGUCUCCACCGACUUCUUCACUCACGAGAACUGGAACUCUUGGCUCCUCACCAACGACCUUGCCCUCAUUAGGCUGCCCAACGCCGUUGAGUUUAAUGACAACAUUUCCACUGUCAAGCUCCCUGCCUCUGACGUGGCCGUGGGAACCACCGUCACCCCCUCAGGAUGGGGCCGCCCCUCUGACAGUGCCAGCGGUAUCUCCAACGUCCUUCGUCAAGUGGACGUCCCCAUCAUGACCAACGCCGACUGUGACGCCGUGUACGGCAUCGUCGGCAACGGCGUCAUCUGCAUUGAUUCCGAAGGCGGCAAGGGAACAUGCAACGGUGAUUCCGGCGGCCCCCUCAACCUGAACGGCAUGACCUACGGCAUCACCUCCUUCGGUUCCUCCGCCGGAUGUGAGGCUGGCUACCCUGACGCCUUCACCCGCGUGAACUACUACCUGGACUGGAUCGAACAGAAGACCGGCGUCACUCCCUGAACAGACCUUGGAAACACGAACCUUUAGCAUUCUGCUUCGAACUAUGUCACCUGAGUUUGGAGUUUAGGAACUGAUCAGGUUUUGUACAGAUUCAUAUGUACAAUCAAAUACAAUAGAAGUAAAACCAA
Penaeus chinensis is the source of this 985-nucleotide messenger RNA. RefSeq names its product chymotrypsin BII-like. The transcript is spliced from 7 exons. The record is from RefSeq and is a predicted model, not a curated record. Gene Ontology annotation, biological process: proteolysis. Gene Ontology annotation, molecular function: serine-type endopeptidase activity. Bases 39 to 857 code for a protein of 272 amino acids. NCBI's taxonomy places the organism in Eukaryota, Metazoa, Arthropoda, Malacostraca, Decapoda, Penaeidae.